Messenger RNA from Guillardia theta CCMP2712, 1005 nucleotides. RefSeq lists its product as hypothetical. The record is from RefSeq and is a predicted model, not a curated record. Gene Ontology annotation, molecular function: phosphatase activity. The coding region runs from base 1 to 1005 and encodes 334 amino acids. NCBI's taxonomy places the organism in Eukaryota, Cryptophyceae, Pyrenomonadales, Geminigeraceae. The transcript is spliced from 3 exons.
AUGCUGAACGGCAUCCCCAGGUCCUGCCACCUGUUGGUCGCCUUGCUCUUGUCGGUGGGGAUGGAGGCAGCGGUCGCGUUCAACCCUCCUCUGAGCUCGAUGCUGAACCGAAGGGAGGCGAUUUCUGACCUCGUUACCAAGACUCUCCAGUACACUGGGAUCACUCAGAUCCCUAUCUUGACCGGCAGGCAGACAGCGGCCCCAAUGCGCAACCUGGUUGUCUUUGACUUCGAUCACACCCUGAUCGGGGUUGACUCGGAUGAGCAUGUGCUCGGGCUAUCGUCCGACAAGGAUGCGGCCAAGAGGAGGUUGGCAGAGGCGGGGGCAGCCAAGAGGUGGUGCGAAGGGUUCGCAUCGGAGCUCGAGUGCUUGCAACGCGAAGGAGUGACCAUGGAUAGGAUCAAGGAGGCGCUCGUGGAGAUCAAAGUCGACGAGGAGCUGAAGGAGACCAUUCACAGACUGGGAAACUUGGACGGGGUUGAGCUCAGGAUCUUGUCGGAUGCCAACAACUGGUUCAUCUCCACCGUUCUGCAGUCUAACGGGCUGGACAAGUACAUUACAAAGAUCGUCAGCAACGUGGCUGAGGUGGACGGAGGGUUCCUGCAUGUCAAGCCCUACCACACCUCCCCGCAUCCUGAGGGCUCUUCCUCACCCGCCAACCUCUGCAAGGGCCGGGUGAUGCGAUCGUGGCUGGACGAGGUCCGCUGGGACCAGGUUGUCUACUGCGGGGACGGGCCUGGAGACUUUGAAGGAGCGGUGAAUGUUCCGCUGAACGGAAAGAUUCUUGCAAGGAAGGACUGGCCUUUGCAUCGGCUGCUGGAGAGGAGCAAGGAGGUCAAGAUGGCUCAGGUUUUGCCCUGGCAAGAUCACAAGGAGCUUGCUCGUCUCCUCUCCAAGAACGUGGAGAUGCCUGUGCUUGCCAUGCAGCGGAAGCAGUGGGACCUGGCGGGCUCGAGGAGUUUGAGAUGGCAUGAGGAAGGAAAGGCCGUGCGAGUGAUGACGUGA